AUGAACCUCUGCUGUACCGUACAUCCGCCUUUGCUUUCGGUGCAGGGGGAGAAGAACAAUGGAUUCGAUGUGCUGUAUCAUAAUAUGAAGUACGGGCUGGUGGCCAGCAAGGAGCUGUCAGAGUUUCUGCGCGAGAAAUCGAACAUAGAGGAGCAGAACUCGAAAAUGAUGUCCAAGUUGGCCCACAAGGCCAGCACGGGCACAUUGAACAGCACMUUUGCACCAGUUUGGACCAUAUUACGCACCUCGGCGGAAAAGCUGUCAACGCUGCACAUGCAAAUGGUGCAGAAGUUGACGGAGCUGGUCAAAGAUGUGGCCAAGUACGCCGAUGAGCUGCACAAGAAACACAAGUGCGUCAAAGAGGAGGAAUCGCACACGCUCGAGUGCGUCCAGGCCAUACAAACAUCAACAGUUGCUGUGCAAAAGCUGCGCGAUUUAUAUGCCAGCAAGGUGCUCGAGCURGAAAAGCUUCGCAAAGACAACGGCUCCCACAAGGAUGCCGAGAAGCUGGAGAGUAAACUUAAAAAACUGCAGGAGGAUUAUAAAGCGCUACUCGAGAAGCAUAAUCCGAUCAAGAACGAGUUUGAGCGACGCAUGACGCAAACGUGCAGGCGUUUCCAAGAGAUCGAGGAGGUGCAUCUGCGUCAGAUGAAAGAGUUUCUAUCCACUUACUUGGAGAUGCUGCAGAACAAUCACGAUAUGGUCGGACAAGUGCAUUCGGACUUCAAGCGCCAAUUUGUGGACAUGUCCGUUGAUAAGCUACUCGAGCAAUUUGUAUUAAAUAAAUAUACGGGUCUCGAGAAGCCCGAGAUGCUCGAGCUGGAAUUUAUUCCGCUGUCAAAUGCAUCGCGUCUGCAGCAGCCGCCUCAGGCAACAGGCGCGGCAUCAAAUUCGAAUUCGGCAACCAGCAUUCAGGCUGCUUUGCGUACGGGUGGCACAGCAGCAGCAGCUUCGGGUAGUCUGGUUUCGAUGGACCAACGGGGCGGAGGCGGUGCCGGUGUUGGCGAUGCACUUGCGGGCAUCUCAUUGGGCAGCGGCAGUGCGGCCAGCGGAAGCAUUCCCUAUGUAGACGAUGCGAUGCUGGGCAGCGUGGGCGGUGGUCCGUCAYSGCCACGGCCCACUUCGCCGGAAACGUUGGGGGCACAGCCGCCGCCGCCGGUGCCGCCACAAGCGAGCAGCACUACGUCAACGGUAAAGAGUCUGCGCUCCUGUUUAAUUUAUUUACAGCACCAUAGCCAGCAACUGCAAGGUGGACAACGCGGUGCACCUGCAUCUCGUCAACAGUCACCAGAGAUAUCGAAUGCAUCAACACCCACGGCAAGCGUGCACCCAUAUGCGCCACUGCAGAGUCCCACGCUCUCCAAUAAUAAUGCGAACAACAAUACCAGCCACAAUCGGUAUGCGGAUUUGGGCGAUAUUUUCUCGGAGCUGGGCGAAAUGAGCGCCUCGGCGCCAGCAUCGGCUACGUUUAGUAAGCCGCCAGGGCGGCAGAUACCAACACCCACAUCUGGUGGCAGCAGCAUUGCCAUUCCGCGCCCUCCUUCACGGCGCUCGGAUAUGAUUGCCAUUGGUCCAGCAGCAUCUGCGGCGGUUGCUGCGGGUGCAACAAACCUUGGACGUGGACGGAUGAGUCCAGCGCCAGCAAUGAAUCGAGCGGACAGCAUUGGCAGCCUAGAGUUUCGCACCGCCAUUGGGGGCAUGGGCUCCUCUCGUGGGCCGUCGCCACUGACAAUUGGCAUAUCGGAUACAAUACCACUUGCUGUGGCAUUCCAUGAGAUUAUACACGCCUAUUUCAGGGGCAGCGACGAGUCGCGCUGCCAGGUGAAGGUGUCCGGUGAUAUGAUGCUAUCAUUCCCAGCCGGCAUUGCCGGUCUGUUAGCCAAUAAUCCAAAUCCAGCUAAGCUGGGCUUUCGCAUUAAGCAAGUACAAAAUCUGGAGAGUCUUGUACCCAACGGGAAACUUGUGCAAAUAGAUCGUCAACAGUCGAGCGCGCUGAGCACGCUGUUGGAGUUUAAUAUGCCUGCGUUGACAGCAUUGCUGCGCAGGCAGGCGGAGAAAAAUCCAACUGCCUCAUAUUACAACGUGGACAUACUCAAAUAUCAGGUGCGCACCAAGCCGGGCGCCAGCUCGUGUCCCCUUCAGCUGGUCAGCUACUGGAAGUGCGAGCCGAGCUACACGGCGCUCAAGGUUGACUACAAGUACAAUAAUCAUGCCAUGGCCAACGCGUCGCCCUUGUUGAAUGUCACACUCUCUGUGCCGGUGAAUGGCUCCGUGCGCAUUGUUCAGUCUAAGCCGCAUUCAUCCUGGUUGGGUGAAUCGAAUCGCUUGGUUUGGAACUUUACGGACAUAUCGCAGAAUUCACAGGAUGGCGGCGUGGGUACGCUUCGUGCACGGCUCGAGUUGAAUGAUGGGCCUUCAACGCCGGCCACGCUGGCCGCACAGUUCAAUUGUGAGGGUACCACACUCUCGGGCAUUGAAUUUGAACUGCAAGGAGGCGGAUAUCGAUUGUCCUUGGUCAAAAGACGUUUUGUAUCGGGCAAAUACGUUUGCGAGGGUGAUGGCAUACGCAGCGGUGCCACGCCCACACCGCCCUCGGUCGGAUCGACUAGUCCGUAUUCAGCUAAAUCGAAUUAGUGAGACAAUACGCUUUUCAAAACCCUAG
Messenger RNA from Drosophila arizonae, 2662 nucleotides. Its product is annotated as F-BAR domain only protein 2. Gene Ontology annotation, biological process: clathrin-dependent endocytosis; clathrin coat assembly. The record is from RefSeq and is a predicted model, not a curated record. Gene Ontology annotation, cellular component: plasma membrane; clathrin-coated pit; cytoplasm. NCBI's taxonomy places the organism in Eukaryota, Metazoa, Arthropoda, Insecta, Diptera, Drosophilidae.